AUGUCUACGACUGAACAGCCGACCGAGACGCCUGUAGCCGCUGAGGAGGUUGCGUCGCCUGCUACGAGUGAUCCGGCUGCUGCUGGUCCGGCUGCUGGCUUGGAGGCUGAGGCCGACGAUCAUCGGGAUGAUGCUGAUUCUGCUCUUGGUGAUGGCGAGUCGUUUGCCAGCUCGACGACCUCUGUUGGGUCGAGUAUCAUGAAGCAUCGGCAGGAGAAUGGUCGAACAUAUCAUGCAUACAAAGAUGGGAAAUAUUUGUACCCUAAUGAUGAGUCUGAAAAUGACCGUCUAGAUCUUCAACAUCACAUAUAUAGUUUGAUGUAUGAUAAUAAACUUCAUAAAGUUGUCUUUGAUAAAGAUAAACCCGUUCAUCGAGUUUUGGAUGUCGGUACGGGGACAGGAAUUUGGGCAAUUGAUUAUGGGGAUGAACACCCGGAAGCGAAGGUUUUGGGUGUUGAUCUAAGCCCUAUCCAACCAGACUUUCUCCCGCCAAAUGUAACUUUCGAGAUUGAUGACGUUGAAGAGCCAUGGACCUAUCAUCACAAAUUCGACUUCAUCCACGGUCGCAUGAUGACUGGAUCGCUAGUCAGCUGGUCCAAUUAUUUCGCUCAAGCCUUCGAGAACUUAACACCAGGAGGCUACAUCGAGCACUCUGACGUCACAUUCCCCUGUGGCUGCGACGACGGCACUCUCCCCGAAGACUCUGCUCUCAAGAAAUGGGGUGAGAUGGUUCUCAGCGCAUCUCAAAAGAUCGGAAGACCUUUGGAUAGCGCGAUUCGCUAUAAGCAGGAGAUGGAAGAAGCGGGAUUUGUGGAUAUUGUUGAAUAUGUUGAUUUGUGGCCUAUUAAUAAGUGGCCUAAGGAUCCGAAGUAUAAGGAAUUGGGUCUCUGGAAUAACGAAAACCUCGUCGGUGGCCUAAGCGGAUUGAGCAUGGCUCUCUUCACUAGGGUGCAUAAUUGGAGCACGCAGGAACUCGAGGCUUUUCUCGUGGAUGUGAGGAAGGAUAUGAAGAAUACUAAGAUUCAUAGUUAUAUUACCAUACGUACUAUUCAUGCUCGAAAGCCUUCGUAG
Molecule: messenger RNA, 1071 nt
Organism: Glarea lozoyensis ATCC 20868
Lineage: Eukaryota; Fungi; Ascomycota; Leotiomycetes; Helotiales; Helotiaceae
Product: S-adenosyl-L-methionine-dependent methyltransferase
Exons: 12
Coding region: 1-1071 (356 amino acids)
Molecular function (GO): methyltransferase activity
Source: RefSeq, a predicted model, not a curated record